Molecule: messenger RNA, 918 nt
Organism: Vanrija pseudolonga
Lineage: Eukaryota; Fungi; Basidiomycota; Tremellomycetes; Trichosporonales; Trichosporonaceae
Exons: 6
Coding region: 13-858 (281 amino acids)
Biological process (GO): regulation of DNA-templated transcription
Cellular component (GO): nucleus
Source: RefSeq, a predicted model, not a curated record
CACCCGGCCACAAUGCAAGGCCUCGCGCACUAUGCCGACGACUCGCCGUCACCACCCGCAGCGGGCCCAUCCCCAUCUGGAAUCACUAUCUCGUCGCUGCCCUCGACCUCGCUCGCCUCGCCUCGCCGCAACCAGCGCCCACGCAAGACGGUGCCCUACGUCUCGAGCCACCCACGCGCAAGCCCCGACUCGCGCGCGCCGUCGCGCGGUUCCCCGCCGCCCGCCUCAGCGUCCCGCGCGACCUCGCCACGGCCGCCGCGGGUCGACGUCGCUGGCCUGAGCGAUACCGACGCGUUCCGGCUCGCGACGGCGCCCAAAGCGCACGGCGUGGACUGGGGUAUCCCGCCGCCCGAGGGCGAGCCGAGCGACGCGCUGAGCGCCAAGGUCGCCCAGUUUCUGCGGCUCAAGCAGCAGGGCCAGCAUAUCAACACGUCUUUGCUGCAGUCGAGCAGCUUCGCCAACCCGCACAUCUAUGCCAAGCUGGUCGAGUUUGUCGAGCUAGACGAAACAGCCACGGCGUUCCCCGCCGGCGGGUGGCUCACGCGCCGCCGCAUCGCAGACGAGAUACCUCUCCACGGGCCCAAGGCGCUGCUCGCGCAGCAGAACGCCAUGGCGGACGCGGUGCGCGCGCGCCAGGACCGCGGUAAGGCCGCUGGCGGUGGUGGUGGACGCCGCGAGAUUGCGUUCGCGCCGGCCCGGACGCAGGAUCGGCGCGUGGAGCGCGAGUCUCGGCGCGACCGCGACCGGGAUCGUGAUUACGGGAGGGAUCACCGCGACCGCGAUAGGGAUCGCCGCGGGCGAGAGCGCGACCGCGACGAGCGGGAUCGUGGCCAUCGGUCGAAGAAUGGGAGGGAUUAGAGCAAGCUCCACUAGCACAGAGAUCCACACACUCCAAUGUACACACAGCACACAUCGCAC